Pistacia vera is the source of this 2289-nucleotide messenger RNA. RefSeq lists its product as uncharacterized. The coding region runs from base 416 to 1990 and encodes 524 amino acids. Lineage: Eukaryota; Viridiplantae; Streptophyta; Magnoliopsida; Sapindales; Anacardiaceae. The transcript is spliced from 3 exons. Gene Ontology annotation, cellular component: peroxisome. The record is from RefSeq and is a predicted model, not a curated record. Gene Ontology annotation, biological process: regulation of gene expression. Gene Ontology annotation, molecular function: RNA nuclease activity.
UUAGGUUUGAAGAUGCAAAACUGGACUUUUGACCUCCACCUAAUUAUCAAACCCUGUUCCUUCUAAUCCUCUAUAAGAAUUCAGAUAUAUUUUGAUAUUUUAAUUGCAGAACUGAAAUCAUACCGUCCAUCAAUCCUUUUUGGGCUGUGAUCAAUAUCACCCCCAAAAACUCAAAGCCCAAUUCUAGACAACUACAUAAGGUUACUGAAAAAGGCAAAGAGUAAAAAACAUUUUUCCAGUUAGCUUUAAAACUUAGCUUUUCUCAGAAUAACUUCAAAAACCCAUCACCCAACAGCCCCGUCAUCUUCCUUUAUCAACAGGAUCUGGGUAUCUGGUUUUGGGUUGGGAAGAACUUAAUUUAAAGAGACGCACUGUUUUCAAUAUGAGGAACCUUUGAUUUGCCUAUGAAAAAUUGAUGGCUAAUCUAACAACAUCAAUAGUUUCAGAUUCCUUAGAACAGAAGGGAAUUCAUAUAGUGGAAUCAAACGUUGACAUGCAAGCUCCAAUGAUCCAGCAAAACCAAAGCUCUUCAGAUGGUCCUGUGGCUAUCCUCUGGGACAUUGAGAAUUGCCCUGUCCCAAGUGAUGUCCGCCCAGAAGAUGUGGCUGGUAAUAUAAGAAUGGCUUUGCGGGUGCAUCCGGUGAUUAAAGGAGCUGUUAUGAUGUUUUCUGCAUAUGGAGAUUUUAAUUCAUUCCCCAGACGACUCAGAGAGGGAUGUCAGAGAACUGGUGUCAAACUCAUAGAUGUUCCAAAUGGGAGAAAGGAUGCUGCUGACAAGGCUAUCUUGGUUGACAUGUUUCUUUUUGCCCUUGACAACCGUCCACCUUCUUCCAUCAUGCUGAUCUCAGGGGAUGUUGAUUUUGCACCAGCCCUUCACAUCCUUGGUCAACGUGGGUAUACGGUGAUCCUUGUCAUCCCGUCUGGAGUGGGUGUUUCGUCUGCUCUUUGCAAUGCUGGCAAGUUUGUUUGGGACUGGCCCAGUGUGGCUCGUGGUGAAGGCUUUGUGCCUCCUGCAAAGGUUUUGAUGCCUCCUCGUGGAGCACCUGAUCUCACUGGGUACUUAAUGGGGUGCCAUAUUAAUGAUUGCACAGAUCCUCAAAAUGAAGAGGAAGCAAUUGUUUAUAGGGGAAUCUCGCAAAGUUAUUACAAAUCUAAAGACUUCUCAAUUAUGUCACAGUCCUUGUCCGAGUAUGCCAGUACAUCUGCAAUCAACUUGCCUUAUUUUCCUACAUCCUUAAGGACCCAAAGUCUACCACCUGUUUUGAAUGAAGUUUCAGCCGGUCCUGUGUCUUCUGUUGAACAAAAUGAUUAUACCAUGUGGGUUCAACCUGGAGAUAUUAAAGGUUUGAAAGCACAGAUGGUGAAGUUGCUUGAACUGUCUGGAGGGUGCUUGCCUCUUAUUCGUGUUCCUGCUGAGUAUCAGAAAUUAUUUGGGAGGCCCCUGUAUGUGUCCGAGUAUGGGGCAUACAAACUUGUAAAUCUCUUCAAAAAGUUGGGUGAGACAAUGGCAAUAGAAGGGAGAGGCCAAAGGAAAUUUGUCUACCUCCGAAACUGGAAAGCAGGUCCAAGUGUAAUUCUAGCGAGGAAGGAUAAGAAAGUAAAGGGUUCUCAGGAGGAGAGUAUGAAUACCAGUGGCGCUUGUGGUUCAUCAGAUGAGCUUUCCGAUGAUGAAAGAGUGGUUGUUGAAGAACAGGAUGUGGGAAGGAACCAAGUGAAAACAAAUAUGGGGAUGAUGAGUCAACCAGAGAUUGAUGACCAAAAUCUCAAGCAGUUCAAGCUUGAACUGCAAGAGAUUCUAGUGAGCUAUUCUUGCCGGAUUUUCCUGGGUUGUUUCGAGGCAAUAUACCAGCAACGAUACAAGAGGGCUCUGGAUUAUCAUAAAUUUGGUGUGGAUCAGCUGGAGGAGCUGCUUGAAAAGGUGAGCGAUGUCGUUGUUUUGCAUGAAGAACCAGUGAGCAAGAGGAAGUUCCUGGUUGCAGUAGGUGGCUAAAGGAAAGUGAAAGUUGCCACUCCUUGUAACCUUUUUUUUUUUUUUAAAUUUUCUUUUAACUUAUGUAGAUGCAGUGAUCGAGGUACGCUUUUUAGUCCUUAAAUCACUCAAUCAAGAAAAUUUCUUCUUUUUCUUCAUCCAAAAAUUUCAGAAAGAUGAUAGGAGACUGUUGAUGGCCUGCAUGGAUUUGAAAGUUUAUUUUGAAAAUUUCCAUGUAAGCCUCGAUCGCAGCCUGUGUAACGUAUUGAUUAAAUUCUAAUGUGAGAUUUGUAAGUAAAUCCACGGUUCAGUAUCUCUUA